GAAGGCCGCGGGCAGGCGGACGCGGCGGGAGCGGAGACACUGACCGGCUGAGGCCGAGGCAUGUGGAGUGCCGGCGGGAGCCUGCUCCACACCCUGCCCCGGGCCUUGCAGCACGCCGGUCGGCUGGGCGGCGCGGAGCAGCCCGGCCGCUGGGCUCCGGAGCGGACGGUGGGCGGGGACUGCCCCGAGGACCGCCUUCCCCGCGGGGGCGGGGCCGGCGCGGCUGCAGCGGCGGCGGCGGCGGCGGCCUCCGGCGCCCUACUCGGCGCCUAUCUGGAGCGCCACGGUCCGCCCGCGGCCUCGGACUUGCCGGCGCCUGCCGGGGCGUUGGCGGGCGGCCCCGGGAGCGGCGGCGGCGUGGUGGUCGGGGUGGCCGAGGUGAGAAACUGGCGGUGCUGCUGCUUCGGCAGCACCUGUUGGUGCCGGAGCCUCGUGCUGGUGUGCGUGCUGGCCGCCCUGUGUUUCGCUUCCCUGGCCCUGGUCCGCCGCUACCUGCAGCAUCUCCUGCUCUGGGUGGAGAGCCUCGACUCGCUGCUCGGUGUCCUGCUCUUCGUCGUGGGCUUCAUCGUGGUCUCCUUCCCCUGCGGCUGGGGCUACAUCGUGCUCAACGUGGCGGCCGGCUACCUGUACGGCUUCGUGCUAGGCAUGGGGCUCAUGGUGGUGGGCGUCCUCAUCGGCACCUUUAUCGCUCAUGUGGUUUGCAAGCGGCUGCUCACCGCCUGGGUGGCCGCCAGGAUCCAGAGCAGCGACAAGCUGAGUGCCGUUAUCCGCGUCGUGGAGGGAGGAAGCGGCCUGAAGGUAGUGGCGCUGGCCCGGCUGACUCCCAUACCUUUUGGGCUUCAGAAUGCAGUGUUUUCGAUUGCUGACCUUUCCUUACCCAACUAUCUCAUGGCAUCUUCAGUUGGACUACUUCCCACUCAGCUUCUCAACUCUUACCUGGGUACCACCCUGCGGACAAUGGAAGACGUCAUCGCAGAACAAAGUGUUAGUGGAUAUUUUGUCUUUUGUUUACAGAUUGUUAUAAGCAUAGGCCUCAUGUUUUAUGUAGUCCAUCGAGCUCAAGUGGAACUGAAUGCAGCUAUCGUAGCCUGCGAGAUGGAACUGAAAACCUCUCUGGUUAAAGGCAGUCAGCCAGAUCCCAGUGGCUCUUCCUUCUACAACAAGAGGACCCUCACGUUUUCUGGAGGUGGAAUCAAUAUUGUAUGAUUCUUACGAACUGGUUGUCAAGAGCCUAGUAUAUGCUAUAUAGGCCUAGCAGUCACUUGCCUAGUGGCAUUAUGGCACAAACGAAACUGACUAGUUUUUAAAUUGCACAAUUUUCUAAAAGCAAGAAUCAUUUUCUGAGUCUGUAAAUGUAAAUGUAGACGCAGCUUUAGCUGCCCCUUGUUAUACCUGUAAUGCCUAUAGGUGUGCACUUUAGUGUUGUUGAAUGGUUUUAUUGCUGGGACUUAUGAACAGAGAAAUAACCCAAAUAUUUUUUCUGUUUAGUAUCUUUAUUUAUAAAGCUCAUGAAUAGUUUUGUACAUCUGUCUUUAAAGAUGAGUAAAAGUAUGCAGUUCUAAAUGUAUUGUUGCUGGAUUUUCUUUGCUUAGGUAGUCUUUCCAGAAGGAGUAAGUAAACUGUUGUUUAGGCUUGUUUUUUUUGUUGUUGUUGUUUUUGUUUUUAUUGUUGUU
Molecule: messenger RNA, 1673 nt
Organism: Onychomys torridus (southern grasshopper mouse)
Lineage: Eukaryota; Metazoa; Chordata; Mammalia; Rodentia; Cricetidae
Gene: Tmem64
Product: transmembrane protein 64
Exons: 3
Coding region: 61-1206 (381 amino acids)
Source: RefSeq, a predicted model, not a curated record